Molecule: messenger RNA, 1760 nt
Organism: Physcomitrium patens
Lineage: Eukaryota; Viridiplantae; Streptophyta; Bryopsida; Funariales; Funariaceae
Product: B3 domain-containing protein Os01g0905400-like
Molecular function (GO): DNA binding
Source: RefSeq, a predicted model, not a curated record
UAGAACAACACAUAGAAUAACGUCCAUCCACAACCAAAACCCAUCCAUCCACCAUCAUCCAACAACGAAUAUCAUCCAUAAACGAGUAUCAUUCAUUCAUCCAGGCGGUCAACAUUCCCGGCGAUGAUGAUGUGACAGGCUGGCUGAAUGAAUUGAUGCGAAGAAGCCCGCCCCCGCCCAAUGAUGAUGAUGAUGUUGCGGCGCGCUCCAUUUGAAAAGGACUCUCGCACUCACUCUGAUGUCUGCUCUGAUGGGGCGAUGAGGGCGGGGUGGGGGAGAGGUGACACACAGACUCACAUUCAUCCACCCCUAUUCAUCCAUUCCGUCUUGCAACCCUAUUUGCAGCAUAUUUAUCCCACCCCCCCUCUCUCCCUAUCUCGCUUCUCCCGCUUCGUUGAAGGAUCCUGCCACCGAAUAUUUUACUUAACAGCCCUGGACCAGCUUCAUGGGAGUUGUGGUCGUUGAGUUUUGCAUCGAGACUGACUGAUUGUUGUUAGUAUCAAUCACUACAGAAGAGAAAGGCUUCUAGAUCUCUCUCUUUCUCGGGAGAGUGUGGAUCCAUUUGGCUACGACAUGCCAAAUUCGGUUUCAGAUAGCUGUGUUUCUCACUCUCUCACCUGCUUGCUGCUGUUGAGCUGUUGAUUUUCGGUACAUGCAGUCGGAUGUGCUAGGUUAGUUGCAUCUGCUCUUGAGCGUCUUGACGUUGAUUGAUUCCUUCGCAAUUUGCAUCGCUUUCCAGGUGAUCGUUAGUCAGGUCUGAAGUGUGUUAGGAUUAGGUGGUGCGACGAUCAGUGUUGAGCUGCUGGCGGCUAGAAUACACCUGUGCCUGUGACAUCGAUGGUGCCUGGCGGUGCUGAAGCUGGUUCUCCUCAUGAGAGACUAGUUGCGCACAGCGAUCAGGUCGGCCUUUCAGUGAAUUCGUUGGAAGAUUCCAUAGGUAUCGCAUGUCAACCUUGCGUACGUACGUGCAUGAGAGUGCAUGGCAACUACAGGAGCCGCACCCCCUUGCUCCAUCCUUGUUUCUACAUCUCGGUGGACGAGCAUUCGGUCGAUGGGGGACAAGACUGCUGGAUGACUGUGCCAGAGGCAUUUAUUCGCCGCUACUUGCCCAACGUCGAUCGUCAGAGAAUGAUUCUCGAGAAUGCAGACGGCUGGAAAUGGCCUGUGAUGUACUCGGUGGACGGCUUCUACUAUGGAUGGCGAGAGUUUUCCAACGACAACAGCCUUAUACUUGGCGACAUGCUCUUUUUCUCACUCGUGGAAAUUAAACGGUUCACAGUGCACGUGUUCAGCAAGUCGUCAGGAUGUGAGAAAUCUGCAGGAAUUGUCAAGGCGCCGUCGAACAAGGUCCUGAGACCGAGAAGAGGAGCGGUGACAGAGCAACAAAUUCACUCGAUGCCGGCCUUGGAAGGCCUUUCUAGAUUCCGAGAAAAUGAAUCUGAAGAACGCUUGGAAGAGCCGCGAAAUCUCUCGUUCGGAAGUUGCUACGAGCAGAGAGAAGGUAGGGUAGGAGUUCCGCCAGAGGAACUUCGUGACACUGUUGGAGUGCACCUGCGACGCCCACAUCAUUCGACCGAUGACAACCACGUAGUACUCCAAAAUCAAUUGAGAGAGACACAAAUAUCGAAGGGCACGAGUCUCGAUACACACGAGAGAAGCAAGUCGAUGCCUGCGGGAAACAUCCAUCCACCGCCCUCUUGGACAGGAAUGGUGGAUUCAGAGUAAGACUCUUUGGAGAUCGGGAGGCACGACAGAACAUG